AGGCUCACAUUUUCUCUCAGUUUGUUAGAAGAAAUUCUCAGCUUUGUGAAUUGAACAUGUCCGGCAGAGGCAAACAAGGCGGCAAGACCCGGGCUAAGGCCAAGACUCGCUCAUCCAGGGCUGGUCUUCAGUUCCCAGUCGGUCGCGUUCACCGUCUGCUAAGGAAAGGAAACUAUGCUGAGCGAGUGGGAGCCGGUGCCCCGGUCUAUUUGGCCGCGGUGCUGGAGUAUCUGACGGCUGAGAUCCUGGAGCUCGCCGGAAACGCAGCCCGUGACAACAAGAAGACCCGCAUCAUCCCCCGCCACCUGCAGCUGGCUGUGCGCAACGACGAAGAGCUCAACAAGCUGCUCGGUGGGGUGACCAUCGCCCAGGGAGGCGUUCUGCCCAAUAUCCAGGCCGUGCUGCUGCCCAAGAAGACCGAGAGCCACAAACCGGCCAAGAGCAAGUAAUGCGAGGCUGGCAGCUUCCACCACAGAAACGAUGCACCCGACACACAACACAAAGGCUCUUUUCAGAGCCACCCACGUCUUCCCAGGAGAGCUGUGUGUACUGUCAUUGCUUGUGUUGUAGCGAUAUCUGACGGGCUAGCCGCGCUUUCCUCUCCACAUCCCGUCCAUACAACCGCUAAAGGUAUAAACGCUCCCUUACCCUGUAGGAACCCUGGUCUG
This is a messenger RNA of Pseudophryne corroboree (corroboree frog), 668 nucleotides long. Its product is annotated as histone H2A type 1-like. Gene Ontology annotation, molecular function: protein heterodimerization activity; DNA binding; structural constituent of chromatin. The transcript has a single exon. The coding region runs from base 57 to 449 and encodes 130 amino acids. NCBI's taxonomy places the organism in Eukaryota, Metazoa, Chordata, Amphibia, Anura, Myobatrachidae. The record is from RefSeq and is a predicted model, not a curated record. Gene Ontology annotation, cellular component: chromatin; nucleosome. Gene Ontology annotation, biological process: heterochromatin formation.